Pelmatolapia mariae (spotted tilapia) is the source of this 1089-nucleotide messenger RNA. RefSeq names its product butyrophilin subfamily 1 member A1-like. The transcript has 6 exons. Gene Ontology annotation, biological process: regulation of cytokine production; T cell receptor signaling pathway. The record is from RefSeq and is a predicted model, not a curated record. Gene Ontology annotation, cellular component: external side of plasma membrane. Gene Ontology annotation, molecular function: signaling receptor binding. Lineage: Eukaryota; Metazoa; Chordata; Actinopteri; Cichliformes; Cichlidae. The coding region runs from base 1 to 1089 and encodes 362 amino acids.
AUGUUCUUAUCGGCUGGAGUUGAAAAGCAGAGUGGCUUUGGGGACAAAGGUGGCUCUCCUCCUCUCAGUCCUGCAGGAAAUGCAGUGGAGGCGUCGCCCAGAGGGGAGCCAUUGAAAUGCGGGGUGAAGAAUGUGAGAGGAGUCAUUGAUGAUUUUGGCUGCCUGUCUAAGGACCUGUUGGCUGAAAACAUGUGCCAGAGUUCUGACAGGCAGGCCAGACAUUCACAGAUCAGUCCUUCUCAGCCAUUAAUAGCAGUGGCUGGUGACGACGUUGUUUUGCCAUGCCAGCUGGAACCUCCUGUGGAUGCUGUUCAGAUGACAAUCGAGUGGGGAAAACCUGCCCUAAAUCCCAGAUUUGUGUUUGUGCGGCACAAUGGACAGGAGCUUCAGACAGACCAAAACACAGCCUACAAGGGAAGAGUGACUCUGUCCAUCGAUAAGCUAAAGCACGGAGAUGUUUCACUGAAUCUGUCCAAAGUGAAAGUCUCUGACAGUGGAAGAUACAGAUGCUACAUUCCACAACAGAGUAAAGAAUAUUUUGUUGAGCUUCUUGUUGGUGCUUCCUCCCAACCUGAUGCCAAGUUAGCAGGACUUGAUAAAGCGAGCAGUGGAGUGAUGCUGGACUGUAAGUCUGCAGGCUGGUAUCCAGAGCCUGAAGUAAUAUGGAUGGACGGUGAUGGAAACCUCCUCUCUGCUGGACAUACGGAAGCACUCAGAGGUCCUGAUGACCUCUAUACUGUCAGCAGCAGAGUGACUGUAGAAAAGAGACAAAACAACAACAUCACCUGCAGAGUCCAACAGAAAAACAUCAACCAGAGCAGAGAGACACACAUACAUGUUCCAGAUGAUUUCUUCGUGGCUCCAGCAAGCUGUGUUGUUCCUGUCACCUUUAAUGUGAUUUUCUGCUUCAUAUUUGUUCUUGCAGUCGCUAUUUUUAUGUGGAAAAACAAGAUGAAAGUUCCUACCACAGAAUGUCAAACUUUCCUGGAAGAUUUGGGCAACAAAAAUGGAAAACUUGAUGAAGAGUUAAAAGCGUGGGAGAGGAAUGAUGUGGAUGACUGUGUUCACAUGUGUCUCCACUUCCCCUGA